Molecule: messenger RNA, 2601 nt
Organism: Cotesia congregata
Lineage: Eukaryota; Metazoa; Arthropoda; Insecta; Hymenoptera; Braconidae
Source: the annotation of a GenBank genome assembly
AUGUCGUUUGGUUGUAAAAGAAAAUCUGUAGAAUCAGUUCCGCUGGAGGAAAAAAGAAAAAAAGUUGAUUAUAAUCGCAACUACAAGCGCGUGCUAAAUAACAGUUAUCUUAUUGAUAGUGAUUCUGACGCCAGUGAUGGGAUUGUGUUCUCUGAUGAUGAGCCUGAUGGGGCUAUUGAUGUGGAUAAUCCUGGACCGAGUACAUCGGCCAAUCAGCUUAAUGGUCCUAAUAAUGCUUCCGACGUGGAUAUAAUUAAUCUUGAAGUGGUAAAAGAAGAAAUUGUUGAUGGUCUUGAUUCCGAUUCAGAUAACUCUGAAAAUGAUUCAGACGAGAUGAAUGAAGAAUUUAAUCUAAAUAACCUUCCAAAAUUCGAUUCCUUUGAAGACAACUUCGACCCGGAGAUAGCUUCAAAGACUGAAGAAUUAUUAAAAGAAAUAGAAGCCACGGAGAAAGAAAUCGAGCACUAUCGCACAAUUAUCGAAACUUGCGACUUGGAUAAGCUCCAAGACAAAGGCCAGCGUCAGAAAGACAUGCUAGAGUUCAAAGAAUCUGAGCUUGACCGUCUGCGAAAGGAGUACGAUGAAGUUCUAUCAGCCAAAGACAAUCAAACUCAAGCCCCUGGCUCCCGUCUGUCCAUGAAGAAGCUCCAAGUAUUGCAUGGCACUCUCUUAACCUGCCCAAGUGAAAACCAGCGUGAGAAAACCCCAGAAGGCAUCAAGACCCCUCUGAAGCCUCACCAAGAGCACGCGUUGGCCUGGUUGCUCUGGCGAGAGCGUAAGAACCCCCCCAGUGGCAUCCUCGCCGAUGAUAUGGGUCUUGGAAAAACCCUGACAAUGAUUUCUCUGAUUGUCAAAACAAACGAAGACCACUUGGACUCUGAGGACGAAGAUCCACCAGCUAGUACCUCAAUGUCAGACCCGGAGUCUGUCUCGGUACCCAAAGUCGCCCAGGUGAAAGGCAAAACCCUGGUGAUCUGUCCAGCAUCGCUGCUUCAGCAGUGGAAGAAUGAGAUAAAGAAUCACUGCCAUGAAAACAUUUUAAUGGCUAAAAUUUACCACGGAACCCAACGAACCUGCGACCGUCGCCUGCUAGCGCGUUACGACGUCGUAAUAACGACCUACAACCUAGUAGCACGUGAGUACUCUCUUAAAUCUCUUACCGAACCGGGCGUGAUAGCCCGGAUCAAAUGGCAGCGCGUGAUUCUCGACGAAGCUCACAUAAUCCGGAACCCCAGCGCUAAAUUUUGCCAAUCUGUCUGCGACUUGGUAGCAACUCAUCGUUGGGCUCUCACUGGUACACCAAUUCACAAUCGUUACGAGGAUUUUUACUCGAUAAUUAAAUUUUUAAGGCUUGCUCCCUUCGAUGAUCCAAGCACUUUUCAGAAUACCAUUCAAAAUGGCGUAGCAGGCAACGAGCGGCUGACAACUUUUAUCAAAACUUUUAUGUUGAGGCGUACUAAAGAGGAGCUUCAGAACAAAGGUGCAAUGGAUCGUUUACCCGAUCGUACAAUCGAAACAAUUGUAGUUACGUUGGAUGAUGAUGAGCGUAAGGCUUAUCAAAAUGUCAUGGCGCUUUCUAAGAAUUUGUUUGCACAGUUUUUGAUGAUGAGAGCUAACAAGGGGCAAAGAUUAGGUACUAUGACUUACGGAGAUUUUGCUGGGUAUGAUUCGGUUAGCUCUUCACGAAAUGGCGGACGGAGACAAAAUGGCGGACGGGGUCGAGGUGGGGGUAGAGGUAGAGCGCGCGGGAGAGGAAGAGGGAGAGGCCGAGGGAAACAAAAUGCAUUUACUGCUAAUGAUUUGCAGUAUUUAGCGGACAAUGCUGGAGAAAUAAAAAGCUCAGGCAUGGUUUGGAUUUUUGUUUUAAUUUUGAGGUUAAGACAACUGUGCUGCCAUCCCUCGUUGAUUCACGGGUUGAUUGAGCAGAAUGAUGUCAAUACUAUUGGAAUUGAUGGGAGUGAUGAUAAGGAGGAGAUUGACUUGAAGAAAAUUUCAGAUUUGAAAAAUAUUGGCCAGAAUUCGGAUGAUAUUAAUGAUAUUUUAGUAAUGAGCAACCCGGUGUUUGAAAAAGCGCGCAAAAGCUCUAAAGUGAGAGCUGUGAUGGAACGGGUUAAGGAAAUACUUGCUCUGAAAGACAAGUUGAUCAUUGUGUCCCAGUGGACGAGUUUCUUGAGCAUUUUUCGGAGCUGCUUGAGAGAAGUUCCUGGUGCUAAGUGCGCGGUUUUCUCUGGCGCAGUUAAUGUCAGAGAUCGGCAGACGGUGGUCGAGGAGUUCAACAAUCCUGAGAGUGACACUAACAUUUUGCUGCUGUCGCUGACUGCUGGCGGGGUUGGCCUCAAUCUUACUGGGGGAAAUCACAUUCUGUUCGUCGACAUCCACUGGAAUCCCCAGCUAGAGUGCCAGGCGCAGGAUCGCAUCUACAGAAUGGGACAGACCAAGAAUGUGUUUGUCUACAAGUUUAUCACUGAUGACACUAUCGAGGAACGGGUCAAGGAACUCCAGGAGCACAAGCUCGAGCUCGCUGCCUCUAUUCUCACUCCUGGAUCUUACCGAAGCGGCAACCGGCUGACUCUUGACGACUUGCGCAAACUUUUCCAAUAG